Messenger RNA from Pseudomyrmex gracilis, 4142 nucleotides. It is a transcript of the gene not, whose product is annotated as ubiquitin carboxyl-terminal hydrolase 22. Gene Ontology annotation, biological process: protein deubiquitination. Bases 644 to 2164 code for a protein of 506 amino acids. Gene Ontology annotation, molecular function: zinc ion binding; cysteine-type deubiquitinase activity. Lineage: Eukaryota; Metazoa; Arthropoda; Insecta; Hymenoptera; Formicidae. The record is from RefSeq and is a predicted model, not a curated record. The transcript is spliced from 7 exons.
UCCGCCGGCGACACGAGGCGUCGGCAGUGACCGGCUGGUGUCCGUAACCGGGCCGAAGCAGAGUCGGGAACGCGACAGGCAUACGGGAAACAAGGGUUGCUUUGGAAGCAAGAGGUGUAGUGUGUCGCCCUACGUGUUGAUGGUCGCGCCGCAUCGCGUCACACCAAGAUCCCCCAUCCAAUCCUAAAUCUCUUCGCCAUUGCUCGCUGUGUUUCUCUCUCGUUCCGUCUGUCUUUUUCUUUUUGUGUCUCUGUCUUUCUCUUUCUUUCGCUCUCCCUUCUCCCUCUUCCUUUCGCCGCGAUUGACAGCGGUUCAACCGAUUGACCGAUCACGUUUUCACACGCUACCGGAAGAAGGAAGUUCACCUUGCUUGCGCUCUUUUAUUUCUCAAGGCCCACUCUCUUUCCAUGUCAACGACACGCACGCUCCUGCCAAGGCCAGCAGCGAGCUACGCCCCCCACGUCGUUGCCGUCGUCGCUGUCAAAAGAUUGUUGUUGUGCACGUCGCAUCCGCGCCACUGGGAGGUACCGACGAAAUCCACCGACGGCAUCGAACGUCAAGAAUCAAGAAGGAGAAGGAGGAGGAGGAGGAGGAGGAGGACGUGGACGUGCGGUCGCAUUGGCGUCGCUCCUGCCAGCCUGAGAUGAGCGACCAUGGCUGCAUACAUUUGAAUAAUUUCAAAGUAGCUAAGGGUAUCCAGCCGUACAAAGUGAUACAUUCGUAUUUCGUGACCAGUACAUCGACUGAGGCACGCGUCAGGAAGGCUGUGAGCUGUUUAUGUCAUACAUGUAAAACUUACAAGGAUCGUCUACAUUCUUGUCUUCAUUGUAUAUUUUUUGGCUGCUAUGUAAGGGGUCAUAUACAAGAACAUGCGAGAACAAAGAAACAUUUUCUAGCCGUUGAUCUGUGUUAUGGAAAUAUUUUGUGCUUCCAAUGCGGCGAUUAUGUAUACGAUAGAGAAUUAUUAGCGGUGGCUAAGACGCAAUGGAGCGAGUCGGCAAAAUCCCUGAGUUUUGGAGAAUUUUACCGAGCAUGGGAACCGACACAAAUAGAAGCGGAGUUGCUGAGAAAGCAUCCGCGUCGAAGACGUGUUGUAGAAAAUUCCACUAUAGGUUUAAGAGGAUUGAUCAAUCUUGGAAAAACCUGCUUCAUGAAUUGCAUUGUACAGGCAUUAAUUCACACACCACUGCUGCGAGAUUAUUUUCUUGCUGACCGUCAUCACUGCCCGCAACCAAAUCGCUGUCUGGUCUGCGAGGUAUCUCAUCUGUUCCAAGAAUUUUAUUCUGGCAACAAAGCCCCGCUGACUCUUCACAAACUCCUUCAUCUGAUUUGGACGCACGUCAGACAUCUGGCGGGCUAUGAGCAGCAAGACGCCCACGAAUUCUUCAUUGCUACACUGGAUGUCCUUCAUAGACACUGCGAAGCUGCUCCAAUAUUAGUCAAGGACAAUCCCCAUCAUUGUAACUGUAUUAUCGAUCAGAUAUUUACCGGGGGCCUUCAGAGUGAUGUUGUUUGUCAGGCUUGCAAUGGAGUGUCUACCACAAUAGAUCCAUUUUGGGACAUAUCUUUGGAUCUAGGUCCGGCGGCUGGUGCAUCUGGUUCUGAUUCGUCCGGGCCUCCCACUUCCUUACUGGACUGUCUGGAGAGAUUUACUAGAGCUGAAUAUUUGGGUUCCACUGCAAAGAUCAAAUGCAGUAAUUGCCAAACUUACCAGGAGAGUACGAAGCAGCUAACGAUGAAGCAACUGCCGAUCGUGGCGAGUUUUCACUUGAAGCGUUUCGAGCACUCUAGCAUCCAAGAUAAGAUCUCCAAGAAGAAGAUCUCUACAUUUAUUUCGUUCCCGGAACAACUGGACAUGACGCCAUUUAUGUCGCAUAAGCGUAAUGGCAACAACAAUAGCGCCAUGAUGGAUAGUUUAUCAAAAAACGGAGAAGAGAUGACCUUCAGUGACAAUAGGUAUUCUUUGUUUGCCGUGAUAAAUCACGAGGGAUCAUUAGAGACUGGACAUUAUACUGCUUUUAUCAGACAACAAAGAGAUCAAUGGUUCAAAUGCGAUGACCAUUUGAUUACGCGAGCUAGACUGAAAGACGUCUUGACUAGCGAAGGAUAUCUUCUGUUUUAUCACAAGCAGAUUUUGGAGUACGGUCGGAAUAAUAAAGUGUGAAAAAAAAGAAGAAAGAAAACGAAGAGGAAAAGUAAAUCAUGUAAUUAAUUUAUUUAACAAAGAAUUAAAAAAAAAAAAUCGCUGGGGAGAGCUAGACGUCGAUGACGUUUUACGUUUGUCGGAAAUAAAUUAAUUGUCACCCUCGCUUUUUGGUUUCCGCCGGCGCCUUUUGUGUUCGAUGGGGCGUGCUGACUGACUGCCCGAUCGACAUUUGUGUGUUGAGUGUAACGUAAGCAUAGGUGUUAAGAUUAGCUCAAUUUUUUUAAAUCGACCGAUCGCAAUUUUUGUAUAUCGCUGACUGUUAUACUCCUGUCCUGCCACUUGUAUUCAUGACUCACCAGGGAUGAGCCCUUGUAUGUGUCUUUCUUUUUAGUUUCUGCACCUGCCAGCAGAGAAUGUCAAUUUCGACGUCUGAAAAGAUUUCAGUAUGUUCGUAUUAUUAUUGAAAUGCCACAUAUUCAUAAAUAACCUAAUAUACUUUUUCAUAAUUUAUGUAAUUUAAGCUGAUUUCAUAAUUAUUGAUAUAGUAACAAGUAAUCGAAUAAAAUAUCAUGUAUAAUAUGACGGAUUCUUUGUUAAAAAGUAGAGGCGAUUUUUGAAGUAUUUUUUAAUAAAAGAAAAACUUACAUAUACAAUACAGAGAAUUUGGGUUUGAUAUAUAUUGUUUAUUUAUACUUUUCACUACAAUAGUGUUUAUUAACAUUUAUAUACAUGUAUAUGUAUAGAGAGAAGUAUAAAUAUAUACAAAGUGAUAUGUGUGGAUGUAGCUCUGAUUUUUUCCAAAAAAAAAAAUAGCAGAUUAAAACGUCUAGUAAGAGCUUGGACACAGGGUCUUAGUGUGUGAUUAUUUUAUUAGAAGUAUGAUAAGAGUAUUUAACUCCUCUUUUUUGUUUCUAGAUGUGUCUUCUCGAAUUGUUGUCGUGAUAAAUUGAGUAUUAAAGUGAACGACGCGCGGCUUAUCAUUUUUUCUCACAAAUAUUUUUAUCUGUCUAACCUCUCGAUUUUUUUAAUUUGCGUUCGCUGGCAAGUUGAAAAGUUGCUUAAAAGUUUUUAAGUGGCAGAUGGAAAAAUUUGAUAAGAAAAAAUGAAUUCAGGUUUAUACUUAUUUUGAUAUUUUACUUUGUAAGUUACCGUGGCGACAGUGUGACAAGAAGACGCCCCGACCAAACCAAGUUAAAUAUUUUUACUUAUUACUUAUACAUAUAUGUGUUAACAAAUAAAACGUUUUUUGUAGUUACAAGUAUAAAAAGCAGUAUAUAUAUGUAUAUAUAAUAAACCUCAUUUUUUAUUUAGGACAAUUCUUAAGAAUCGCCUUUAUUUUACGCUAACUUACAAAAGAAGACGCCCUUGAUAUUAAUUUUUGUGUAUUUAUGAAUUUGAUAUAAUCUUGAUACGAGCAACACUGUUUUUUCUCUUAUGUAUAAAAAUGUUUUCCAAUAUAUUUUCUUGUAUUUAUAACGGCCGUCCCUGGAAAACUCAAUUUUGUACAGAGAAAAUAACAUAAGCAACAGCGGGUAUAAAGACAUUGACUUGAGGCGAAUUCUUCGCUGAACUUUGUAUAAUAAAAAUCGCUGUUCGACAAACUGUCAUUCUGGUUGACCUUUGUCUUAAUUUUUGUUUUCUAUUUUUUUUAAAUGACAUUUGUAAGUUAUUAUCACACGUAAUCAAAGUACCAAAUACUCAGAAAUGCGACGCCUAUUUUGAAUACGAGCCGAUCAUUUUCAUCAAUAUUGAUUUUAUUCUUUUUUUGCUAAACUGCUGGUUAUACCAGUUUAGAUCUAAUCUUUUUCCUUCCAUUUAGAGUGAAAAAGAUGAACUCUGAACCGAUGUAACUAGUUUAAUAAAAACGAACAAAUCCAAUCUCGCACAUACCAGUCAGGCUACGGCUAAAUGCGUGUUGAGUAACGCUGAGAGAAACAUAUUUUAUCUUUAACAAUGUUUUUAAAUUUUAUGUGCUUGUGUACUGAAUUAUGUAAAA